AUGGUGGCAACAACACGCGGGGCAAACUCUCCUCGCAAGCUCAAGUUCUCGGAUAAAAUCAUUACCAAAGGCCUUACCACAGAUGCAUUGGUGAAAAGGAUGAAGACACUUCAUUCGGAGCUUGCGUCCAUUGACCAAGACAAUGUCGACACAAAUACGUUACAGGGUGUGAGAAAAGAACUCAUCAGUACUACGAUACUCCUUCACAAGGACAAAGGCGUCCGUGCACUGGCUGCAUGUUGUAUCGCAGACCUCUUACGACUCUACGCGCCUGAUGCACCGUAUACUGCCCCGGAACUCAAGGAUAUAUUUCAGUUCUUCUUUCGACAGCUUUCUACCGGGCUGCGUGGGCCUGAUGCACCUUAUUAUAACGAAUAUUUCUAUCUCCUCGAGUCACUGGCUUCCAUCAAAUCUAUUGUUCUUGUUUGCGAUAUCCCUGCUGCCGAUGAACUGCUUUGCACUAUUUUCCGCAAUGUCUUCGACUUGGUGCCGAUGGGUUUGCCAAAGAAUGUCGAAAUGUUCAUGGCGGAAAUCUUGGUGGCCCUCAUCGACGAAUGUGCCUCGUUGCCAUCCGAAGUCCUAGAAAUUCUGCUCGCACAGUUUCUACCAGCUCGUACUCGCACCGACUCUCCUGCUUAUAGGCUUUCAAUAGGUGUAUGUACUCGGACGGCUGACAAACUACAACGACACGUUGCUCAGUACUUUGGUGAUUUACUUUUACAACAUACCCCUGAUGAUCAAACUUCUAUGCCUGCGGAGGAUGUUGAAGAGUUGCGUACGGCUCAUGAACUUGUCCAACGAUUGGCCCAAGCGGUAGCCCCCCUGCUCUUAAAUGUCGUCCCUCAGUUGGAGGAAGAGCUUCGUGUCACCGAUCAGACAAUUCGGUCCAUUGCCACACAAACACUGGGUGCUAUCUUUGGGGAUUCCAAUGGUGCUAAGCUUGCACGCACAUAUCCCUCGACUUGGACACAGUGGCUGUUGCGCCGAAAUGAUAGAGUCGCUGUGGUUAGAGUGAUAUUCGUUGAAUGCGCGAAAGACAUAGUAUCUCGUCACGCUGAGCUCAAAUGUGAUAUGGAAGAGGCACUUAAAGGCAAAUUCAUGGAUCCUGAUGACAAGGUCCGCGCAGCAGUGUGCAAGCUAUUUUCUCAAAUCGAUUAUGAGGCUGCGUUACAUCAUGUCACGAAGUCUCAGUUGGAGGAGUUAGCUGGCAGGUGUCUGGACCGUAAGCCUGUGGUACGUCACGAAGCCUUCAAUAGCAUAGGCCGGUUAUACAGCUUAGCGUACCCAGAAAUCGAAAAUAAUGAUUUGGCAGCCGUCCCUCAAUUCUCUUGGAUACCCGGAAAACUGAUAGAAGCUGCUGCGAUGCCCGAGACUAGGGAUGAAGCUGAAAAGUGUAUUUCUGAGUUUGUACUCCCCAUGCCUACCAAAAGCGAAGAUGUCGUGUCUUGGACAGAACGAUUACUUUUGGUUAUGAAGUAUUUAAAUCCAGGACAUAUUACUAGUUUAUUGGCACUUGCGAAUUUGAAGUCGCCCCGUCCAUCUGUAUUCGAACGCUUCAUUCAAUGCUGUGUUGACUUUAAUGUUAUCGAGUUGUUGCCUAACAACGGUUUCGUAGCCCAAAGUGCAGAUGCUAGUAAACUUGCAGACGACCUCCGAACAUUCGCCAAGCUAAACGAGAGUAGGCUCUACAAACUAUUGAAAACAUGUGUGGAUCCGCAAACUGAUCUUAAGGCGUUGAUCAAGUCCACAUCCGAGUUCCACCGGCGUGUUGAGCAAGCAUCCUCUGGUAUUCUUGAAACUAUGUCUUGGUUUUUAAGACGAGCAAGUCUGCAUAUUGUCAAUCAAUCCUCGAUUCCAACACUAGUCAAGAAGCUCAAGCUCUCCGACCAACCAAACACAGAGUCGCAAUCACUGGUUGGGAUGGGCGGAGACGAAGGCAACGAGCUUAUCAAAGCACUUGCGGAUGAGAAACAUCCUCGCCUCGUCCAGUGCUGCACCCAGGCUCUGGCUGCUGUUGUCAGAACGGAUAAUUCAUUGGCUCCGACUGAAAAACGUACAACCGACCGACUAGUAAAGAUCGCCCAAUGCGAUUCGCCAAAGCAAGCAAAGUUUGCCCUUCGGGCCUUAUCUUAUUGUAAGGAUGGAGCUGAUCUCUGCGCUAAAGUCGUCAAAAAUAUCGCAUCAACCCUGCCGAAAGCCAAGGGCGAUACAUUAGUGGCGCAUAUUGCCGCUUUGGCCGAGGCCGCCAAAGCUUGUCCCGAGGCGUUUGAAGACAAGAGUAACGUUAUCACAACGUACUUGGUGCAAGAGCUCCUCAUGUCAAAUAUUCCCUCCACAGAGGAUGAAAUGCUCACUGAUGACGCCGAUGAAGAGUGGGUCGAGGACAAUCAACUGAACGCAAUCGGCAAAGCCAAGCUCCUUGCCCUCAAGGUUAUGCAUAAUCGAUGCCUGGCCCACGUUAACUCUGAUGCAGCGCUAGAUGUUAGCCAACCCGUCUUCAAGCUGCUGUUUGCCAUUCUAGAGCAUGGAGGAGCUGUCAAUCCAAGUAUCGAUUAUGAGGUCAAAGCAAGACUCCGCCUACAAGCUGCAGUGUCUCUCCUGAAGAUGUCUUCGGCUGAAACGUAUGGCAAUGUUGUUCUCAAGAAUUUAAUCAUGUUGGCCGUCACGUUGCAGGACACCUCGUUCCGGAGCGGGAAAUCAGAGAAAGAGCUCGCAACUGGGUCGUUGCAUCGAUGCGCAGGCUCCCAAUCGGCGAAGUUGCGAGUACAGCACUUUGACAUGUUGUUCAUUCGGCUGCUGCAUUUGCUGGCGCACCACCCCGAUUUUACAGUUACCACUGAAGGUUUGCAAGAUAUGGCCAAAUAUAUCGAAUUUUAUCUCGAUAUUGUCGCAACCGCCGAAAACAUCUCUUUACAGUUCCACCUGGCACUCAAAGCGAAAACCGUGCGUGAUGCUGAUUCUCAUGUGUUCAGCGAGCAUCUAUACGUCCUGAGCGAGUUGGCUCAGCACCUUAUUAGGGCACGCGCUAAAAACAGAGGGUGGACAUUAAACACCUAUCCUGGCAAGGUUAAGAUUCCGGGUGACAUUUUCCGUGCGUUGCCUAAUCAUGAGGCGGCGAGCAAGGCAUGUAUUUCCAAAAAGGAGUACCUUCCAGAAGAAAACCUUCAAUGGCUAUCUUCAGCUGGAAAACCCAUCCGUUCACCUACAAGCAAGACGACAAGGACAAAGCUCCUCGGAAGCGCAAGGCAACUGCCUCAGGGCGAACAAAUGGAACAACUAACACGUCGUCCUAAAAAGACAAACACGUGGCGAGAGCAAUCGGCAGACGAGGAAUCGGACGAAGACUUGACGAGUGAAAGCGACGAGGACCAAGACAAUGUCAAGACCCAACAUCAUGCAAACACUACUAGUACGCGGGAAGAGCGUCGGCUGAGGAGAAGUCGAGGAGGCGAAGAGUUGGAGCCGAAACAAGAUUCGGAACAGAGUGGCGAGGAAGAAGGGAGCGGUGAAGAGGAAAGCGGCAGGGAAAGCGGUAGGGAAAGUGAUGGAGAAACCGAAGAAGAAGUCGAUCAAGGGGGCGACAAGGAUAAGAGCGUUGGAGUCGCGCGCAAGAAGAGACGGAUGCGAGGACCACGACUCACGCACAGAAAACGUCGGGCAUCUAGGCCAUCCAAGCCAUAG
Messenger RNA from Rhizoctonia solani, 3681 nucleotides. RefSeq names its product sister chromatid cohesion protein. The transcript is spliced from 24 exons. Gene Ontology annotation, cellular component: nucleus; chromatin. Gene Ontology annotation, biological process: DNA repair; mitotic sister chromatid cohesion. Lineage: Eukaryota; Fungi; Basidiomycota; Agaricomycetes; Cantharellales; Ceratobasidiaceae. The record is from RefSeq and is a predicted model, not a curated record. The coding region runs from base 1 to 3681 and encodes 1226 amino acids.